CUAACUCCUGCUACUUUGUCACAAACACAAAGAAAGAAAGCAGGUAGAAUCAAUCAAUCAAAUGCAUGUCUGAAUAUUUUUUCCAUGUGGGUUCCAUCAAUAAGGUCAGUUUCUUACAGAAAAAUUUUCAAGAACACCCAAUUUAUUCGAUUGAAAUCAGUUUGUUCAGUAGCUCAAUUAACUUCAUAUUUGUCAGAUUCUACUUCUGAUGAACAAAUUGGAAAUACCCAGAUGAAAAAUAAUGAGUUAACUAACAAUACUGUUGAGGUGAACUCGUAUUGGGUCACUGAAAUGCUCAAUAGUUUAAGAGAAGAGCCUAAUGAUGCUUUAUCAUUUUUUCGUCAGUUGAAAGAAAGUGGAUUUAAACAUGAUAUUCAGACUUAUAUGGCUAUGAUUAGGACAUUUUGUUAUUGGGGUAUGGAUAUGAAAUUGGAUUCUUUGUUUUUGGAAGUUAUAAAUUUGGGAAAGAAGGAUUUGGGUUUUGAGGUUUCUGAUUUGGUUGAGGAAUUGGUUGAGGGGUUGAAUGCUGAGGGACCCAAUUCGUUGAUUCGGGCUUUAGAUGGAUUGGUUAAGGCUUAUGCUAGUUUAAAGAUGUUUGAUGAAGCUAUUGAUGUUUUGUUCCAGACAAAAAGGUGUGGUUUUGGAUUGAGCGUAUUGUCGUGUAAUUAUCUCAUGAAUAGGCUUAUUGAGUGUGGGAAAGUAGAUAUGGCAGUUGCGGUUUAUAAACAGUUGAAGAGGAUUUCGGUUAGUCCAAAUGUGUAUACUUAUGGAAUUGUGAUCAAGGCAUUAUGUAGAAAAGGCAAUUUUGAAGAAGCAGUUGGUGUAUUUGAGGAAAUGGAGAAAGCCGGUGAAACUCCUAAUGAGUUUACUUAUUCUACUUACAUUGAAGGGCUUUGCUCGUAUGGUAGCACGGACUUGGGUUAUGAUGUAUUGCGGGCGUGGAAAGGGGUAAAUUUACCUCUUGAUGUCUAUGCCUACACUGCUGUGAUUCGUGGGUUUGUUAAUGAGAAGAAGCUGCAAGAGGCAGAAAUGGUGCUGCUUGACAUGGAGGAGCAAGGAAUGGUCCCUGAUGCCCUUUCUUAUGGGGCUUUAAUUAAUGGAUACUGCACUAUGGGGAACAUUUCUAAAGCUCUGGCUUUCCAUGACAAGAUGGAAACAAGGGGUAUCAAAAGUAAUUGUGUGAUUGUUAGCUUAAUUCUUCAGUGCUUGUGCAAAAAUGGCAAGGCAUGCGAUGCCGUUGAUCAGUUCAGUAGUUUUAAGAAGAAAGGUAUUUUUCUCGAUGAGGUGGCUUAUAAUGGUGUAAUUGAUGCUUUGUGCAAACUUGGUAGGUUUGAAGAGGCUGAGAAGUUGCUUGAUGAGAUGAAGGAUAAGAGGAUGACACCUGACAUCGUUCAUUACACUACUUUAAUAAAUGGGUAUUGCCUCCAUGGACAAAUUUUAGAUGCAAUGGGUUUAUUUGAUGAAAUGAAAGAAAAAGGCUUGAAACCUGACGUUAUUACUUAUAAUGUGCUUGCUGCUGGAUUUUCUAGAAAUGGCCUUGUUGAAGAGGCACUUCACCUUUUGGACCAUAUGAAGGGACAAAGGUUGACUCCAACAACCGUCACACAUAAUGUAAUUAUUGAGGGCUUAUGCAUUGGAGGUUAUGCGGAAGAGGCUGAAAUAUUUUUCAAUAGUUUGGAAAAUAAGUCCACAGAAAAUUAUGCUGCCAUGGUGAAUGGGUAUUGUGAAUUAGGCAACACCAAAGAUGCUUUUGAGCUUUUUGUUAGACUGUCAAAACAAGGUGAUUUAAUUAAAAGGAAAUCUUGUUUGAAGCUUCUGAGUAGCCUAUGUCUCGAAGGAGAAUAUAGAAAAGCGUUAAAGCUGUUCGAGAUAGUGUUGUCUUUAGGUGAUGGCACUUGCAAAAUAAUGUGUAGCAAACUAAUAGCUUCCUUAUGUAGUGCUGGAGAUAUGAAAAGGGCCAGGUGGGUGUUCGAUAAUAUGGUUUGGAGAGGAUUAACACCUGACGUGGUCAUUUAUACUAUGAUGUUAAAUGGUUAUUGCAGGGUGAAUCGCUUGCAGGAAGCCCUUUAUCUUUUUGAUGAUAUGAAGAAAAGGGGCAUUUCUCCUGAUGUUAUCACGUAUACAGUUAUGCUUGAUGGCCAUUCUAAGAAUUUAAAGAGAGAUCGAUUGUCAUCAGAUGCAAGGAGGAACGGCAGAGAAAGAAAGGAUACAGGGUUGAAUAUUGGGGAAAAGAUGCAUCCGUCAGUUUUUUGGAGUGAAAUGAACAAGAUGGAAUUAACAGCUGAUGUCAUUUGUUACACUGUUUUGAUUGAUAGUCAUUGUAAAUCAGACAACAUUGAUGAUGCUAUUCACCUUUUCACUGAAAUGAUCGAUAGAGGUUUAGAACCUGAUAGUGUUACGUACACAGCUCUAAUAUGUGGCUAUUGUAAGCAAGGAAAUGUUGAGAUGGCUAAAGAACUUGUGAAUGAUAUGUGGAGAAAGGGAAUACAACCAGAUAGCCAUACCAUCUCAGCACUACAUCAUGGAAUCAUAAAGGCCAAAAAGUUGCACCUUAGGCAUGACAAUAACUCAGCCAAAACUCAGAGACUGCAGGUUAUCUAGUGUAAUUUUGGGGGAGGCACAAGUUGUUGCAUGGAGAUGAAAAAUAUUCAUUUGAAUGUGAAGACCACAUACUUUGGUAAAACUGGAAAGAAAAGAGUUGGUGCUCUUAAUGUAACUAAGCAAGCAGUGGUGUCAUCAUGAGGCCUGAAAAUCAGAUGUUUGAUGCUGUUGAUGGAAAGCAAGAAAGACGGACGUUCCUCUGGAUCAUGAUAUUUCACCAGCACGUUAAUUUUUCCGGUAGUAAAUGGAUCUACAGAGGGUCUCAUGUUAACAUAUCUCAGGGUUUCCUGACAGCUCUAGUGGCUUUUGCCGUUAUUCCAACUGUCUAUUGCAAUAGGCAAUGGAACAUAUAUUCCAAGAAUCCUCAAAGCAGAAAUGGAUUUGUUUUAUCAAAUGAAGAGUCCAGUAAAGUCUUUGCCUAACAUUGGGAGACAAGGUUAGGCUCUGACUAGUGCAGCAUCUAUUCCGGGUACAGAGGCAACAAGGGGUGCUAACCGGCUACCCAACCCAGCAUGCCCAAGUGUUGGAGUUCUAUGUAUUGUCUCAUCUCGUCUAUGUUUUCGGUGCCUCCCCUGAUCACUUAGAAGAUAGGUGCACCGUGAUACGAUAAAGAAAGGCUCUCGGGAGAAACCAAUGAAAAGCCAGGGGUAGAGCCUCGGAGUCGACCCAAACAGAGAUCAAGAGGCAUUGAUGCAUGGAACGGUAUAUCUGCUGAUCUUUCAUGAAUACUAGGCCUAAGUUAGUGAAUCUUACAGUUUCAGAAUGCAUCAAGGAUGGUAGAUUGAAUAGUUGGGUGAAAUGAUACAGUUCGUUUAAUUAUGUAAUUUUUUAAAAAGAAAAAUAAAACCAGUAUAGAAAGCAAAAUGGACACCAAAAGAAAGGCCUUAC
Solanum dulcamara is the source of this 3489-nucleotide messenger RNA. RefSeq names its product pentatricopeptide repeat-containing protein At2g26790, mitochondrial. Gene Ontology annotation, molecular function: protein binding. The record is from RefSeq and is a predicted model, not a curated record. Lineage: Eukaryota; Viridiplantae; Streptophyta; Magnoliopsida; Solanales; Solanaceae. The coding region runs from base 85 to 2601 and encodes 838 amino acids. The transcript is spliced from 8 exons.